UUUUACUGUAGGUAGGUAUUAUUCUUUGAUACAGACAUAUUUACAACAGUGUACAGUGGUAGGAAGUAGAACGCAGUGCAAUUCAUUACGAUAGGUAAGUAUACUCCAAAGUAAUACAGUUCUACUUAUUAAAUCUAAUGUAUUAAAAAUGGAAACCGAAACAAUUAUUGAAACAAUCAAAGAUAAUAUUAAAAUAGUAAGGUUGAAUAAACCUCGCAGAAAAAAUGCAAUAGAUUAUCAAAUGUAUGUCCGAUUAACUAAAAUACUCAAUGAUGCUUCCACCGAUAGCAGUAUUUCGAUGGUUGUGUUAACUGGAACUGGCAAUUUCUAUAGCAGUGGAAACGAUCUGGUAGCACCUAAAGAUGCGGAUUUUUUGGUUAUUUUAGAAGAAUUCAUAAAAGCAUUCAUAAUUUUUCCCAAACUGUUGAUAGCACUUGUAAAUGGUCCAGCUGUAGGAGUAGCAGUGACAACACUACCGUUUUGUGAUUUCGUUUUUGCUUCUGAAAAUGCUUACUUCUAUACACCAUUUACAAAAUUAAAUAUAAUUGCUGAAGGAUGUUCUACAUUUACAUUCCCAAGAUUAAUUGGCGCGAGAAAGGCUAUGGAAUUACUACUACUUAACUAUAAAAUGCCAGCCAGCGAAGCAUUGCAAUGCGGUUUAAUUAGUUAUCUUUACAAAGCAGAAGAGUUACAGGAUAAAGCAUGGGAGAAGAUAAAAGAAAUUUCGUGUUUACCAGAAAACUCUGUGUUAACAACCAAAAAUUUAAUGAAAAGAACCUACUUGGAAGAUUUAUUGAAAACAAAUACCAUUGAGAUGAAAGAAUUGAGGAAAAUUGCCAACAAUGGAAGUAAACUAUGAAGAAGUUUUUGAUAACAAAGUUUCACACUGGAUUUAAAUGUUCAGUUAUCUCUAAUUCUAAUUAAUUUUCUUAAUAUUACGGUUGCAUUUCACGAUUCAGGUGAGGAAGAUAUGGGCGAAGGGCGUUCGUUAAUAUUUUUAUAUUUUAUACUUUGUAUAAGACAAAGUUAAAAAUAAAUGUUUCUUUGUUUUAA
Messenger RNA from Pararge aegeria (speckled wood butterfly), 1053 nucleotides. RefSeq names its product enoyl-CoA delta isomerase 3, peroxisomal (gene Dci). NCBI's taxonomy places the organism in Eukaryota, Metazoa, Arthropoda, Insecta, Lepidoptera, Nymphalidae. The record is from RefSeq and is a predicted model, not a curated record. The transcript has 4 exons. The coding region runs from base 149 to 859 and encodes 236 amino acids.